ACUGGCCACUUCAGAUGUAAAACAGUGUAUACCAAUAAUAAUCUGAAUGCAGCGCAUCCAAUUGAGAUAAUUCAAUGAGCCUUCUCCUGUCUCGCAACUUGCAAGUGAUAAAGAACACUCCUCGAUUUGUCGGUUUAUAUUAAUUUUCAGAUAUCAGAAGAUCAAAGGAUGGCACUUUGGAUGUGGAAUAUGGUGAGAGGGUGGACGGGUCAUGGGGUGGAUACAGGACGAACCGACGAUCCCGAUACACAUACGGGACUCACUUCCAGAGAUAAAUACCUCAUCAGGACGAGCUGGGAAAUUGUAAUGAAAGACCCCACUGGCAAUGGAAUCAAAUUGUUCAUAAGGUUAUUCGAGAUUCAACCAAAACACCAGCAAGUGUUUCCGUUCCGGGAUAUCCCAAUAAGUGAUUUGCCAGAAAAUAAAAGAUUCCAAGCACAUUGUAACAGUAUUGUGUACUCUUUUGGGUCGAUAGUAAGCGGAAUAGAUGACCACGAACUGUUGAAUAGCAUCGCCGAAAAACUAGGAAUCGCACAUGCCAAACGGUCCGUUGAUCGUCAGGCAUUGAAGGACGUCAAAUCGGCCCUUGUGGAUACUUUUUCAUUUAUGAACCAAGAGCAACUGGAAUCCUGGAGCAAACUUUUGGAUUUGGCAUUCGAACAAAUGAACAUGGCUAUUGAAAAUUCACAAAAAUAAUGGUAUUAUUGAUAUUUCAACUUUUCACCAAGUAUUACUUCUUAGUAUACAGCACAGUGCUAGAAGCUUCAGCUACUUUAAUCGCUUCUGUAUCUAGAAAUGUUUAUCAAGACAGUAUUAUUUGUACUAUUUAUGUCAUAAUAAGUUACAAUCUAAUAAUAUUAUCAGUAGCACCGUCUACAGGGUGGACAAUUUUUAAAUCAUUAAAGUGAAUGUCAAACACAA
This is a messenger RNA of Phaedon cochleariae (mustard beetle), 921 nucleotides long. Lineage: Eukaryota; Metazoa; Arthropoda; Insecta; Coleoptera; Chrysomelidae. The record is from the annotation of a GenBank genome assembly.